This is a messenger RNA of Mesocricetus auratus (golden hamster), 1746 nucleotides long. RefSeq names its product scavenger receptor cysteine-rich type 1 protein M130-like. Gene Ontology annotation, cellular component: membrane. NCBI's taxonomy places the organism in Eukaryota, Metazoa, Chordata, Mammalia, Rodentia, Cricetidae. The record is from RefSeq and is a predicted model, not a curated record. Bases 104 to 1531 code for a protein of 475 amino acids. The transcript is spliced from 6 exons.
GAUGAUUAUUUUAAGAACAAGAUGAUUAUUUCCAUCAGUGAUUAUCCACUUUCUACGGAGAACAUUUCUCUACAAUAGUACGAGGAGACAAAAGAGCUUUGGAAUGGGCCUGCUUGGAAUGGUUCUUCUUGAAGAUGCUGGACCUCCUGGCUGUAAAGGAUUUGUCCGUUUCUGUUUCUUCAUUGUGGCUGUAGCCUCACUCCUCAGUGUCUCUGCUGUCACUAACUCUCCUGGAGGAAUGAAAAAGGAACUGAGACUAACUGGUGGUGAAAACAACUGUAGUGGGAGAGUGGAAGUUAAGAUCCACGAGAGGUGGGGAACAGUGUGCAGGAACGGCUGGAGCAUGAAUCAGGUGUCUGUGGUUUGCCGGCAGCUGGGAUGCCCAACUUACAUUCAAGCCCUUGGAUGGGCGAACUCCAGUGCAGGCUCUGGAGACAUCUGGAUGGAUAAGGUUUCUUGCACAGGGAAUGAAUCUGCUCUUUGGGACUGCAAACAUGAAGGGUGGGGAAAGCACAACUGCACCCAUGAGCAAGAUGUUGGAGUGACCUGCUCAGAUGGAUCCGAUUUGGAGAUGAGACUGGUGGACAGUCACGGCAACCGGUGUUUAGGACGAGUAGAAGUGAAGUUCCAGGGAAAGUGGGGGACAGUGUGUGAUGACAACUUCAGCAAAGAUCAUGCUACUGUGAUUUGCAAACAACUCGGAUGUGGAAGUGCCAUUAGUUUCUCUGGCUCAGCUAAGUUUGGAGCUGGUUCUGGACCAAUCUGGCUUGAUGAUCUGACGUGCAAUGGAAAUGAGUCAGCUCUCUGGGACUGCAAAUAUGGAGCAUGGGGAAAGCAUAACUGUGAUCAUGCUGAGGAUGUUGGAGUGACCUGCUUAGAGGGAGCAGAUCUGAGCCUGAGACUGGUCGAUGGAGUAUCCAAAUGUUCAGGAAGAUUGGAAGUGAAAUUCCAAGAAGAAUGGGGGACUGUAUGUGAUGAUUUCUGGGAUACCCAUGACGCUGCUGUGGUGUGUAAGCAACUGGGAUGUCCAACUGCUGUCACUGCCAUCGGUCGAGUUAAUGCCAGCGAGGGAUCUGGACCCAUUUGGCUUGAUGAUAUGUCCUGCAAAGGAGAUGAGUCAGCUCUUUGGGAGUGUAAGCACCAGGAAUGGGGAAAUCAUAACUGUAAUCACAGAGAAGAUGCUGGUGUGACAUGUUCUGAUGGGUCAGAUCUGGAACUGAGACUUGUAGGUGGAGGCAGUCGCUGUGCUGGGACUGUGGAGGUAGAGAUUCAGAAGCUGAAAGGGAAGAUAUGUAACCGACGCUGGUCCCUGAGAAAUGCUGAUGUGGUCUGUAGACAGCUUGGAUGUGGAUCUGCACUCCAGACAAGUUCUAAAAUCUACUCCAAAAGCAAGGCAACAGAUAUGUGGCUCUUUCCUGGCACCUGUAGUGGAAAUGAAACUUCUCUUUGGCAAUGCAGAAACUGGCAGUGGGGUGGCCUUUCCUGUGACCACUUGGAAGAAGCCCAAGUUACCUGCUCAGGUGGGACUUAAAGGCAUAUGCCACCAUUGUCCAGCGAUGGCUUACUUUUGAUGCUUUUUCCAACCCUUUGAAUCAGAAUGUGUGGGUGCAUUGCUUGUUCUAAUCACAGAAUUGGGAUUUAUCUUAAUAUUAAAUCUGCACUAUCUUUCUGAAAGGAAUGAUGUAUUUGACACAUAUCUUAAUGUGUCUGUAUUAUGCAUACGUAAUAAAUUGACAGACUGAUUUA